CAAGCACCUUUGGCUCAAGCCCUCACAGGGGACACAGACAAAAGCGCAAGAGCCAGGUGACAUGGCAGAUGGGAAAGUCAGCAAAAUGGGCGCGGACACCUUCUUUCAGGACAGCUAUCCCAUGGCGCAAUUUGGGCAGCGUGACGGCCAGCCCUAUUUCGGCCGCCUGAGUGCCCGCACCAAGUUCGUAGCCGCACUGCCUACGCUUGGCUGCCUUGCGUUGCGCUACGUAAAGAUUGGCUACAUGAAGAAGUUCUUCACGGACGACUAUCCGCGCGCCUCCCUAAGCGUGAUGUCCACCUUUCUGAUCUUGAGCACGCUUUUGGACCUGCUCUUCGAUCCCUUGGUGGCCACCCUCACGGAUGGCACCCGCAAGAUCUUUGGCCGGGAUUGGGGAAGGAGGCGGCCCUUUUUGUUCGUCUGCACCUUGGUGAUGAGCCUCUCCUAUGCGCUGGCGUUUGCACCACCAGCAUCGCUAUCCUCUCAAGCGCAAGCAGACUUUGAGGCGUGGUCGUCCUCCAACCCCGGUUCCACGGAUGUGCCGAUUUUCAACUCGGUGGGAGCCGCCACUUGGUAUGGCGUGUUCCACAUCAUGGUGAAGGUGGUCUCGGACGCCCUCUUCGACAUCCCCCAUGGCGCACUGCUCACCGAGCUGACGCCUGAUAGCCAGGAAAAGACCGUGUUGUGGUCCUGGCGCGAGAUCUGUCUCUGCCUUGGCAUCUUGGGGGGCAUGGUGCUGCCAAUCAUCGGGGAGUCCGAGUGCGCCUCGAGUCCAGAGACCGGAUGCUAUUCGUACCUCAUGAUCGUGGUGGUCUUUGGCUUUUUCUUCAGCCUGUCCACGUUGUUCCUCUGCCGGGACAUCAAGGAGCGUCCCGUGGCCAACCUGCCAAAAGAGGCGGAGGCACUGGUGCCCUCCCUCGUGGGCUGCCUCAGCAACUACCCCUUCAAAGUCCUGCUGGUCUCCGACGUCGUGGAGGGCUUGGGCGCCAACAUGCCUCUGCUGGUCCUGCCCUACGUGGUCGACUGGGUCGUGGGAAAAGCUGCUGCCGAAGCCUUGGUGGGCUCGGCUGGUACGCUCUUCGCGGGCUGCGUGGUGGUGCACAUGAUCGUGCGAGUGCCUGUCACUUUUUUGUGGCAGAAGGCGGCCAAGAAGUGGGGCAAGUACUGGACCUUCAUGGCCUACAAUGUGGUCUACGGCUGCUACAUGUUUGUGUUUCUCUCUAUUGGCAAAGGCAGCGCUUUACUUGGCCUCAUCACCUGUGCGGUGUGGGGCGUCGCGUAUGCGGGGCACUGGCUGCUCUUCGACCUCACCUCUGACGCGGUGGACUACGACGAGCUGCUCACCGGGGAGCGCCGGGAGGGUCAGUUCACCAUGGCCCGGGAGCUGGUGCCCAAGAUCUGCGAGAUCCCGGCGGACGCGGUGCCCUUUUUGCUCAUGAGCUACUUCAACUACAACCCUGACCUGCCUGAGCAGAACGAGGCAGUACAGUGGAUCAUCAGAGGCUCUUUGUCCGUGGUGCCCGGCUUGGCUGGCCUAGGUGGAGCUGUCGCGCUGCUUUGGUACAACCUUCGUACUGAGGCGCAGCAGCAAGACAUCAUCGCUGGUAUCCAGAGACAUCAGGAAGGCAAGGUGACCACAGAUCCCUUGACAGGACUGCUGUUGCCUCCUAUCAACGUCCAGGAUGAUGGCUCGGUGGAAUACGAGGGCUCCAUGGUGGCCUGCGAGCCCAAGAAGAUCUUGGACUACUUCUUCGCCUCGGAGAUCCGCUGGGCCUGUGAGAGCGGGGACCUGGGAAGGCUGCAGCUUGGAACCGCUCGCCGGGGGCGGAUGUGCGUGUGGCAAUAUGUAUGCAAUGCACGUAUGUAUGUAGAAAUUAAUUAG
Messenger RNA from Effrenium voratum, 1882 nucleotides. NCBI's taxonomy places the organism in Eukaryota, Dinophyceae, Suessiales, Symbiodiniaceae. The record is from the annotation of a GenBank genome assembly.